This is a messenger RNA of Salvelinus fontinalis (brook trout), 2278 nucleotides long. RefSeq names its product general transcription factor II-I repeat domain-containing protein 2-like. The coding region runs from base 439 to 2259 and encodes 606 amino acids. NCBI's taxonomy places the organism in Eukaryota, Metazoa, Chordata, Actinopteri, Salmoniformes, Salmonidae. The transcript has a single exon. The record is from RefSeq and is a predicted model, not a curated record.
ACGUAAUAAUAAUUACAUGCUUCAAGAGGGCCACCAUUGUUCCUGUUCCCAAGAAAGCUAAGGUAACUGAGCUAAACGACUACCGCCCCGUAGCACUCACUUCCGUCAUCAUGAAGUGCUUUGAGAGACUAGUCAAGGACCAUAUCACCUCCACCCUACUGGACACCCUAGACCACAUAUGUCAGAGUCAAGGCCCGCGGGCCACAUCCGGCCCGCGAGAAGGUUUUUUACGGCCCCUGGGAUGAUCUUGAUUUAUUAUUAGAACCGGCCCGCAGACCGCAGCAAGCCGGCAGCCCGCAGAUCUUUUACACGCACCAAUACUACAUUUCCCACAAUGCAACGGUGACGCACCGAGCAGUAGGCUGCUUCAUUUCAAUAUUUAUUGGCACAGCAGUCGUCAGCAUCACAGUAAAAUUAACUUUCAGAUACCCAUCAAAAAUGGCAAAACGGAAGGUGGACACUGAGAACCGGGGGUUUCAAACAAGGUGGGAGUCGGAGUAUAUGUUCACGGAGGUAGCUGGAAAACCUGUGUGUCUUCUGUGUGGAGAAAGUGUGGCGGUACUGAAAGAGUAUAAUCUGAGACGACAUUAUGAAACGAAACACGCGGACAAAAACAAGAAUAUGGACAUGGAACAAAGGCUACAAAAGGCAGAGGAAUUAAAACGAGGCCUCAAAUCUCGACAGGCUCUGUUCAAAAAAGCCAAAUCACAAGGCCAGGCUGCUGUCAAGGCCAGUUUUAUUUUGGCAGAAGAGAUCGCUAAAUCAGCCCGGCCAUUUACGGAGGGGGAUUUCAUCAAAAACUGCAUGAUUAAAGUUUGUGACGAAGUUUGCCCAGAAAAAAGGCAACUCUUUUUAAAUGUGAGUCUGAGCAGAAACACCAUUGCCGAGAGAGUAGACCAGUUGUCCAUCAAUCUAAAAGAGCAGCUUGUGAAAAAGGGAAAAGAUUUCAUUGCAUAUUCCUUGGCUGUGGAUGAGAGCACUGACAUUUCUGACAUUGCCCAGUUGUCAAUUUUCAUCCGCGGAGUGGACUCCAGCCUAAGCGUGACAGAGGAGUUUUUGGCUUUACGUCCUAUGCAUGGCACAACUACGGGGCAUGAUUUGUAUGAAGAGGUGUCAAGAUGUGUAAAUGAGAUGGAGCUGCCUUGGGAAAAACUCGUGGGUUUGACAACCGACGGAGCACCUGCGAUGUGUGGACACAGGAGCGGACUGGUGGCGAAGAUACGGGAAAAGAUGCAAGAGGAAAACGCGACAGGUGAGCUGACAGCUUAUCAUUGUAUCAUACACCAGGAAGCGUUGUGCGGUAAAGCCUUGAAAAUGGAGCAUGUAAUGAGCAUCAUCACGCGCACAGUUAACUUUAUCAGAGCCAAAGGUUUGAAUCACCGCCAGUUCAAGGCAUUUCUGACGGAGUUAGAAACGGAGCAUGGUGAUUUGCCUUAUCACACAGAGGUGCGAUGGCUAAGCCAGGGAAAGGUGCUUCAAAGAUGUUUCGAGCUUCGUGAGGAGAUUUGUCUGUUCUUGGACAGCAAAGGGAAAGACACAACACAACUCCGAGACGAAAUGUUUCUGUGUGAAAUGGCUUUUCUGUGUGACAUUACGAGUCAUCUGAAUGCAAUGAACUUGCAGCUGCAGGGUCGGGAUCAUGUCAUCUCUGAUAUGUACAGUACAGUGAAGGCAUUUAAAACCAAACUGACUCUGUGGGAGACGCAGAUGCGGAAAGAAAAUUUGAGCCACUUUCCCAGCUGCCAGACCAUGAAAGAGAAGCUCUCUACCAGUGCGUUCCCGAGCGCACAGUUGGCUGAUAAAAUAGGUAUGCUUGCCGCUGACUUUCGACGCCGAUUUGCUGACUUUGAAGCACAAAAAAGCAGGUUGGAACUGCUCGGUAACCCAUUUGCUGUUGACGUGGAAAGCUCACCACCAAACCUCCAAAUGGAGUUGAUUGACCUCCAAUGCAAUGAUGCACUGAGGGCAAAAUAUGCGGCAGUGGGUGCUGCGGAGUUCGCCCGUUUCCUCCCCGACACAAUGCCCCAGCUGCGCAUCCAGGCUGCUCAAACGUUGUCUAUGUUUGGCAGCACAUACCUGUGUGAACAACUGUUUUCUUUGAUGAACCUGAACAAAACAUCACACAGAAGUCGACUUACUGCUGAACAUCUCCACUCAAUUCUGAGGAUUUCCUCAGCUCAGAGCCUUACCCCGAACAUUGAUGAACUUGUGGAAAAGAUGGGACACCACCAAGUAUCACCCUCAACCUCAAACAAGUGAACAUUACUGUGCAAUCACA